CCUCCUCCGCCAUGCCCCGGCCCUGCUCCCCCCCUCCCCCUCCCUCCUCCUCCUCCUCCUCCUCCUCCUCGGCGCUGCUUCACGUGGAGUUCCCGGAGGUGCCGCCGGCGCUCCUGUCCAACCUGAACCGGCAGCCUGAGGGGAAGCUCUGCGACGUCUCCAUCCACGUGCAGGGCCGGGAGUUCCGCGCUCACCGCGCCGUGCUGGCCGCGUCCUCGCCCUUCUUCCACGACCAGCUCUUCCUCAAGAACUGGACCAUCGUGCUGCCCAACGUGAUGGACCCGGCCGCCUUCGCCGUGGUGCUGGGCUCCGCCUACACCGGCCGCCUCUCCAUGGCCCCCGAGGACAUCGUCAACUUCCUCACGGUGGGCAGCGUGCUGCAGAUGUGGCACAUCGUGGACAAGUGCACCGAGCUGCUCCGCGAGUUCCGCGGCUCCAAGCCCGCGGCUUCCUCCUCCUCCUCCUCGUCCUCCUCGUCCUCCUCGUCGUCCUCCUCCUCGUCCUGCUCGCGGCCCUUCUCCAGCCGCACCAGCGACAACCAGUCCCCGAGCAGCAACAACUACUUCAGCCCCGCCGAGAUCCCGCCGGGAGCGGCCGCCGAGCCCAAAUUCCCGGCGGGGAAAGGCUGGCAGCGAGGAGGAGGAGGGGGGAGCGAGGACGGCGAGCGGCGGCCGCUGUACGGCCGGCCCGGCGGCGCGGCGCAGAAACAGUGGAUUUUCGUCAAGCAGGAGUGGCUGCAGGAGGACCUGGUGCUCACCUGCGAGGAGGACGAGGAGCCCGUGGAAGGCGCGGCCCGGGAGCACGAGGAGAUCCCGCUCGGGAACGAGGGGGCCGAGGGGAUGGAGCCCGGCAGCGCGGCCGAGAAGGGCCCCGGGGCAGAGGGGGCGGCCCAGGGCACGGCCGGGAGCAGGAGGGGCCUCGGCAGCGGCCGCGAGAAGCCGGGAACGGGGCCCGGCAGCGGCCGCGAGAAGCCGGGAACGGGGCCCGGCAGCUGGGCGGGAGAACGGGGAACGGGGCCCGGCAGCGGGCGGGCUGUGUGGGGCAGCGAGGGAUCCACGCGGCGGGCGGGAUCUCCCACGGGAGCGAGGGGAUCCCGCACGGAACCGCGGGGAUCCCGCACGGCCCCGCCGGGAUUUCGCACGGGAGCGAGGGGAUCCCGCACGGCCCCGGGGGGAUCCCGCACGGCACUGACGGCACCGCGCCCGGGACCCCCAGGAGAACGGCCAGGAGCGGCCGCUCGGCGCGGGGCAGCGGAGCGCUGGAAGAGGGCCGCGGCGGGCAGCGCGGAGCAGGUGAACUCCUGCGGCUCCUCCGACGAUUUCGCGGCUCCGUUCGGGCUCGCCGAGGAACCCGCGGCCUUCCCGGCCCCGGGGCGGCUCCUGCUGCGGGCGGGGCACGGCCCGGCCGCUCCCGACGGCUCCAAGAUCUUCCUGUGCCACUGCGGGAAGGCGUUCUCGCACCGCAGCAUGCGCGAGCGGCACGUCAACAUGCACCUGGACCUGCGGCCCUUCACCUGCCCCGAGUGCCGCAAGCGCUUCAAGAUGAAGCAUCCUACGGAGCACAUGAAGACGCACACGGGGCUGCGGCCCUACACGUGCCCCGCCUGCGAGCGCCGCUUCAUGUGGAGGGACAGCUUCGUGCGGCACCGCGGCACCUGCGGCGGCACGGCGGGCACCAGGGGCGGCCGGUGGGAGAGGGCAGGGGGCGGC
Messenger RNA from Corvus hawaiiensis (hawaiian crow), 1709 nucleotides. RefSeq names its product zinc finger and BTB domain containing 22 (gene ZBTB22). The record is from RefSeq and is a predicted model, not a curated record. NCBI's taxonomy places the organism in Eukaryota, Metazoa, Chordata, Aves, Passeriformes, Corvidae. Gene Ontology annotation, molecular function: protein binding; RNA polymerase II cis-regulatory region sequence-specific DNA binding; DNA-binding transcription factor activity, RNA polymerase II-specific. Gene Ontology annotation, biological process: regulation of transcription by RNA polymerase II.